AGCAGCAGCAUCAUAAUCAACCACCGUCCGUUUGCAACACGGCACCGGACGACGGCGACAGUGGCCCGAUAGCAGCGGCAACAAAGACGGCGUCCAAAUUCGAAACGAUGGCGGAAGCCCAGCGGCUGAUCGGGAUAUCGCUGGCGAAAAUAGCCCAAUCGCGGGUCUGCCGUGGUGGGGUUUCGCUGCACAAGAACCUGCUGGUGGCGACCGUGCUGCAGAAGGCACGCUACAUCUUUAUGGAGGAAGCGUACCAUAUCGUGCACGGCCACUAUUUACAGCAGCAGCAGCAGCAGCAACAGCAACAGCACCAUCAUCAGCUGAUGCAGGAGCAGCAGAAUGCCGCCUAUCUGCUGGCGGGGCACUGUGACAGCUCAUCAAGUGACAGUUGUGAUGAUGAGUGCGGCAACAACAAGUGCAGUGAGGGGGAUGAGAAGCUUCAAUCCCAUCUGUCAACGAUAGGCACCACCCAAGAGGACGAACUGGUCGAUCCGGUCGAGGAGGAUGAAACGUCUGCUUCCGUUUGUGGUGGUGUUGGGGAGAGCUUAUCGUACGACUACGACAGUACCAUUCUGCCUACUACGAUCGGUGGUCUUCCACUUGAGCCGCUCAACAUGUGCCGCAAUGGUGGUGCAUCGUCCGGCACGCGCACGGACGAGGAAGACGAGGAGGAAGAGACACCGACCGGCGGGGAUGGCGAAGAUAAGCAACUCCCAUCGCCUCCCCAUGAUGUGUCCCAUCUGUUCCUACUGCCCGCACUAGCACCGUGGAUAGGUGCCUCUGAGGAUAAGGAGAACGUUAACUCUGGUGGGUCCUUUCCAUUCCUGCAGUCGAGUUUCGGCGACGAAGACGACGAAGAAGAGCUUGAAGACGAGGAAGAUGAUGAAGAAGAAAACACCUGUCAGGAUCUGUCCUGCCAUCAGCGGAAGCCGGAAGUGGUGGAGGAGCAAACGCCGGCACUGGUGAAGCAGUUUGAAUCAGCGGUCCGUUCGAAGGGUGCUAUGCGUUACUUCGAUCUGGACGAUCGGCGAACGGUGGGAAGGCCCGAACGAAGACGUCGAAGACACCGCACAGAAGGUGACCAUUACCAGCAACAGCCGUUGGACAAUAGUUCCGCAUCCAGUCCAGCGAAACGUCGCCGUUCGUCAACGACCGAUGAGUCCUCUACGGUGGUGCUUGGUACGGCCAAUUGCGCUACAGCUAACGGCUCCGCCGAAGAUGAUGAUCGCAUCCUGCCAAUAGCGCUACUCUCAGCCAAGCGCAUGAAGACUUCCGAUCCCCAGCGCCCUCUAACGCCGGCCAUAUGUAGCAGUAGCCACGGUAAUACCAGUCCACCACAGUUCUAUUCGUCACCGCACGAAACCAUCUGCUCGGGAGAUGCGGAAACGUUGUCCGAAUGUGUAAACCAACAGCUGGAAGCGGAAAAUCUCACCACCACGAAUCUUCCACCGGUGUCUAAGUCUCCAGAGCUGCAAACAGAUGCGACGGCGGAUCCGGAACAUUCGGACACGGAUGCACCGCCAACGCCAUCGGUUGAAAGUAUCGAUCGGAUAACGUCACUGGUUUCGAUCUUCAGCUUCGGCAAUCUGUCAAGGUCCGUGUCGACGCCCGACUUUUGUGCGGCUCAGGCCCAAAAGGACAGUCGGCCGGAUGCGGGCGGUUCACUGUUGACCAGCCAGCUGCAGCAUCACGGACAGCGCGGCUAUCUGACGAUGACCGUAUAACUAAUGUUGCUGCGGGCCCUCGAUUACGGUGCCGGUGGAUGGAAUUACUUCGAGUACUAGCAGAAAGGGUAGUUAUGUUUAUAUGGGCAGGGCCAAACACCCACUAAAAGGACGUGAUAGUAGAUCUAAUGCGAAUAUAAAUAUGACUUGGGUGCAAAAAAAUUGGGGUUUGUAGAUGGGUAAACGCACAGGAGCAGAGUAGUCGAAUUCGAAUAGCACGAGGAACUCCUUCUCUCCGAGGAUGCAAGGAGUAAUACUGGGAAUGUGCGCGCGGGUAGUGCCUCUUAAUCAUAGCAGUCGGUAGUAACAACUCAUCCUUCGUUCUUUGAAUAUCUUUAUAUAUACUAUUAAUGGUAAGCGCAAAAUAAGGUUAUGCCGUCGUCGUUUAUCUUUCCUCCAUGUUGCUUCCUUAAUUCCGGUGGGAAAAAAGCCACUGACCGGAGGCCAGACGUUAGUUAGCUCCAAAUCACCUUAUCCGCGUUUCCUCUUUUGACCCUUUUAUAUAUACACACACAUACACACAAAAGGUAUACGACGGUAGUCGAUAGGAGGGCGAUCGGUUCAAACCAACCACCCUGUUGUGUGUGUGUGUGGCAAAAACGGUACUUUGCAUUCGAAACAUCACGAUCAUUAGCGAACUCGAACGGUGGUGGCGUGGCAACUUGGGAAGCACAGAAGCAGAUCAUAGGUAUGGAUCUUGCUGAAGAGUGGAGAUGGUAGAGUGUCCAGGUGAUUGCGCAGAUAGGAAGGUGUGUAGGGUUAUUUCCUUUACCAGCUAGGCCCAGAAGAAGGGAAAGAAGCAGGGAGCAACAACAGCAAAAAAAAACCGCUACUAAAAGUAGAUGGCUUGCAAGACAAGAGGGAUGCACGUAGGAAAGAACGAAACAAUAACACAGUGUGUGACCGCGCGCGCGAUAUUAGGCAUCGCAUCAUCUUUCGAAGCGCAGGCAGGAAGACAUGAAUAAAUAUAUGGCUAGAAGAGAAAGGAAUAGAUGGAAUAGGACCAACCAGCAAGACACGGUUCGAUCAUGUUUCGGACUAGGUUUUUUUGUUGUUGUGUUGUGUGUGUGUGCCGCUAGAAAGCGGCGCAAGCGGGUGAGCGAGAGCAAAUAUGCAAUAGCGCAACACAUGAAGCGAAAUCCGGUAAAGGCGCGUAAAGAGCGCCACUUUUCCGUCACUUGCUUAGGGAGAAGAGAGAGAGAGAGAGAGAGCGAGACAUCGCAUUGCCCAUUAUCAAUCUGAAGGCAAUCCGUUGUUCCGUUCCCUGUUUUGUGUGAUCCACCACACUUAGAGUAGCCGUAACGGAGUCCGCCAAGCAGUCCACCAAAGAAGAGGCGUACGCAGUGCAGCAAAUAUCCGUGAUGUGCUUUUUUAGGUGCAAACGUUGCACAAAUACAUGCAUACAGCAGCACGCAAAGUGAAGGGUGUGCGGCCCCUUUGCGAAAUGGUCGUGCAGAAAUAAAACGCAGAAGAGGAAAAAAAACCGUUUCACUAAAAUCUAAUUCCCCGCGAGGUCGUCGGCCAUGUCGUCUAUUUCUCGUGGUCUGCCCAUGGUUCAAAGUUAGGUUCGCACUGUGGACCACAUCGGUUGCAAUAGUGCAGUUUUCUCUUCUACACACACACACACACACACACACACACACACACACACACAUGCAUACACACGUAUAAACCCAUUUCGAUCGCCUUCUCUUGUGUUUAAUUGGGAAUAGGGGGAAGGGUGAGAUGAAUUUUAAUGGUUUUCGUUAUGCGACGAAAAUGGACGCGCUUUAAGAUGGCGAUGAAGAUGCGUUGCGUUGGAUUUGUGAAGAUGCGAUAUGUAUUUGCAUCGUUCCAAGCAUCCAUGUGCGCAUUGAUGGUGUGCGAUAGAAGUUCCCCUUUUUCUUUUAAAUGUUGCUUUGUGUUUGAUUGCAUAUAUAUGCACACGAAGAUGAAAGUUGGUUUGUCGAGCCUAACAUUCACCAAAUCAACCUUCACCACCACGAUCAUCAUCGGAUUGGAAUGUCAAUAUGAGGAGGUGAAGCAAAAGCAAACGAAGCAUAAGCAUAAGCUUCGGUCUGUGCCUGUCUUCUUGCCCAUUAUCGUACAACACAAACGGUUGUCGAUGAUCGAUUCGAUUUGCAACCCCAAAAACCAGCCUUUACGACGCGUGGACGAACUGGGGGUGAAACAACAGAGGCGUCGAAGGUUUUUGAAAGUUGUUUCCGUUAGGUGAGAAAAUUAAAAUGACGGGCUGGUUGGUCUUGUGGUGUUGUCGGUGGUUGAAGAUGUGUUUUUUUUGUUUUUGGACACAUACAAAAGAUUAGAUCGGUGUGUUUUGCUUUUUACUUUGCUCCACAGUACUGUUGUAUGUCCGCGGGAUUAGACUUUCGCGAAGUAAAUCAUUCAAAUGGAACCUUGAUUUUGGCGCGAUUUGUUAUUACUGUGUGGUUUAUGUAAAGUGGGAGAGGAAGAGCAAAUAGGAAAGCGAUUGUAAAUGUGUGUGUAUGUGUGUUUUUUUUAUUGCUAAUGAAAGUAACACUGAUAACGAUGAUCAGCGGUGACAGGGAAUGGAUUUUUUAUAUUUGCUUUUUUUAAGUUUUUUUUUUGUUUUUUUUUUUAUAUAAUUAUCUCUCGUGUUUUAAAGAGAGAUUCCUUUGUUACAUGAUUUUUUGCGCGAUCACUUUUGACGUUUCUUUUUAUACAGAUAGAACGGCCUGUCCGUAUUGAUAACUUUUGAUGUUAUUAACUAAACUUUUACAUUUGUUUUAUAAAUUUGUGCAAUUUUUGUAAUGUGCAAAUUGUGUAUGAAAAUGGUUUGAUGUUCUCAUUCUCACACACACACAAUCACCAUUAGUGAGAAGCAAUAAUUGAAAGCAAUUAUUCGAAGGUGAUCGUAUAACCUUCCAUCACCCUUGAAAGUUUACAUAAAUGCGCUGGUCCACCCGAAAACCCUUAAUUCCAUCAUCACCCCCAUUACGGGUGAAUAGUGUGUCGAUCGCCACCCCCUCUAAAUCAUAAGACAAUUUUUGUUUUUUUUGUUGUUGUUUUUGAUGCACCAAUCUAAGAAGAAGGGAGGUAAUGGAUUGAAUUUUCCCACCCUUUUAUGUUUUGUUUCCCCUCAAUGGGGAGUUUCUUUAUCUGUGUGUGUUCACGUGUAAGGGAUACGAUGCCGUAACAGUUCGAUACGGGCAACUACUUUUAUUCAAUCGUACACACGCGAUCAAUCGAUCGAUUAUUGUGAAUUGAGACGCCAGGGGGGGGGGGGG
Anopheles funestus (African malaria mosquito) is the source of this 4972-nucleotide messenger RNA. RefSeq lists its product as uncharacterized. Bases 108 to 1724 code for a protein of 538 amino acids. The record is from RefSeq and is a predicted model, not a curated record. The transcript is spliced from 2 exons. NCBI's taxonomy places the organism in Eukaryota, Metazoa, Arthropoda, Insecta, Diptera, Culicidae.